Esox lucius (northern pike) is the source of this 2535-nucleotide messenger RNA. Its product is annotated as POU domain, class 3, transcription factor 4. The coding region runs from base 211 to 1269 and encodes 352 amino acids. The transcript has a single exon. Gene Ontology annotation, biological process: brain development; regulation of transcription by RNA polymerase II. NCBI's taxonomy places the organism in Eukaryota, Metazoa, Chordata, Actinopteri, Esociformes, Esocidae. The record is from RefSeq and is a predicted model, not a curated record. Gene Ontology annotation, cellular component: nucleus. Gene Ontology annotation, molecular function: DNA-binding transcription factor activity, RNA polymerase II-specific; RNA polymerase II cis-regulatory region sequence-specific DNA binding.
CAGUUUAACCCUUAACACCAACAUGCCUGCUCCAGUGGAACAGGGAGGGACUCCUCCCCCUGACGGCUCGGUACUGGUGGAAAUUGGCAGCUGUUGUGCCCUAGCUGGUCUGUGGUUGGUAGUUGGGUCUGUCAGUCAGGCAGCAGCGAGAGGGGAUCUGAGCUGCUGGUCUGCACUGUUCAGUAGUCUAGCUAGCAGGGAGACAGCAGCAUGGCCACCACCGCAUCCUCUGGUCCCUACACUCUGUUGGGCCCCAUGCUGCCCCACCACACACACUCUGACAGCCCUGCCAUGCAGGCCUCCAGCCCCUUCAGGACCCACCACAAGCUGGACUAUCUACAGGGGCAGGACUCCCCACUGGAGCAGGAGUGGAGCCUCGGGGAGGGCAGCCCUUGGUCAGCCUCCCUGGAGCAGCAAGACGUCAAGCCAGGCAGAGAGGACCUUCAGCUGGGUCUCAUCCACCAGCGCUGUCUGCGUGUUGGACAUCCCUCUCCCCACACCAACCAACCCAGCGCCUGGUGCAGCCCUGCGUCCCACACCCCCUCCCUCUCCAGCGGACAGAACAUCAACUUGUACUCCCAGUCAGGCUUCAGUGUCACUGGCAUUCUGGAGCACAGCAGGCCUCCAACCAACACCCCGAACCAACUGCACCAUGGCCUCCGAGACCCCCUCAGUCGGGAGCAGGCUGACCGGGCAUGCCACCCCUGCCACGACCCCUCUGAGGACGAGACUCCCACAUCGGACCAGCUGGAACACUUCUCCAAACAGUUCAAACAGCGACGUAUCAAACUGGGCUUCACUCAGGCCGAUGUGGGGCUGGCCCUGGGGACAUUAUACGGUAACGUGUUCUCUCAGACGACUAUCUGCCGAUUUGAGGCGCUGCAGCUGAGCUUUAAGAACAUGUGUAAGCUGAAGCCACUGUUAAACAAGUGGCUGGAAGAGGCUGACUCCAUCACAGGCUCUCCCAGCAGCAUCGAUAGGAUAGCGUCCCAGGGCCGGAAGCGCAAGAAGAGGACUAGCAUAGAGGUCAGUGUUAAGGGUGUCCUGGAGACACACUUUCUCAAAUGUCCCAAGCCGGCCGCACCCCAGAUCCUGAGCCUGGCCGACUCCCUGCAGCUGGAGAAGGAGGUGGUGCGCGUGUGGUUCUGCAACCGGCGGCAGAAGGAGAAGAGGAUGACGCCACCGGGCGAGCCUCCCGGGGCGCAUGACGGCCUCUACUAUCACCACAGCGGGAGCGCAGACACGUCGUCCUCAUGCCAAGACCUCUGACCUUCAACCUCUGACUGUGGGCCAUGAAUUCUGCCUGGGAGAUAAAGACUCUCAUGGACAGCGGAGCAGUGGCCAAAGGACGGACGGUGGUCCCUGCUGUGGUCGUUAUGGAGACUGAGGACCACAGCGCUUACAAUCAAAGCCUUCAACAACAACAAAAAGUGACAAGUUGUCAGUGCCUCCCAGCAGCCUCCAUCUUCUAUCUGUUCAGUAGGGAUUAUAACCAACUGGAUCAGUUCUGUACCAAAUGUUUGAUAUGACAUCAGAUUACCACGGAUAUAAAAUCAAAAUGUGCCUAAAUAACCCUGCAGCGCCUUGGUCCUGACAUUACCUACUGAAGCAGGUUGAUGUUACAGUAAUAAUUCAUCAUAAUAACACUUGGCUUAUAUUUUAUUUUGGAGAUUUGUUUUAUUCCGUUUUCAACUCAUCCCUGAAGGUGAGCCAUUCCCACAUGUUUUUAAGCAAACUAAAAACUAUAACAAUAUUGAUAAACUGUAAUCAAUAAUCACAACUAUUUAUUAAUCAGCUUUGAUAUCAAUUAAUUUUAGAUAGCAUUGUUGCCAUUUUAUGUAGAUACCUCAUGCUUUACAAACAAGGCCUGGGUCAAUAAAGCCUUAACUAUGGCUUCACCUUUAGGCCCAUUGUCAUCUGUUUUCAGUCAUGGUUCCGUAGUUCAACUUCCUGUCUGUGUGUUUGUCAGGGUUCUAUUUUCCAGAAUUCUGUGGUACUAUGGACGCAAAAGCAAUGGGAGGUUCUCUCUAAUGACUCCUUUUAUAAGAUUAUGGUUGGGGUCACAUUGAAUCUAUAGCUCAGACCAUAGAGAAUAAUUACAAAACAUACAGAUUGGUGUGAUUAUGUUUGCCUAUGGAUUACUUUUUUUAUGAAAGCAUUAUUUGAUUUAAAACGUCAUCAUCAGACAACAACUGUGUGACUCAGAAACAGCUAGGAGCAGAUCGCUACACUAGUCUAUAAUUAUUUUAUUGUAUACGUUUCUUAUCUAAAGUUUUAUAAUCUAAAAUGUUACUGUUAUUAUUUGUUUAUUUCUUAAAUAUUAUUUUUUGAGUUUUGUAAAAUUUUGUACAUUACAUGUUUGAAGUAAUUCAUUUAAUUUCCUUACAGUUUAGUUAUUCAGGAACUUAGUUAAAUCAAAACAAUAUUUUCGCUACUGUAAUUUUUGGCAGUUCUAUUCCAGAUUUUGAUGUCAGGUUCAGCAAUUAUUUAUUUUUAUUGUAUUGUUUUGGGAACAAACUAUAUGAUGUAAUAAAA